Molecule: messenger RNA, 321 nt
Organism: Babesia sp. Xinjiang
Lineage: Eukaryota; Apicomplexa; Aconoidasida; Piroplasmida; Babesiidae
Exons: 1
Coding region: 1-321 (106 amino acids)
Source: RefSeq, a predicted model, not a curated record
AUGGCAAACGGUGGCAUAGAUAGAAGGCUCCAUGCGGAUGUUGCCGCAUGUAGCGGCUUCGCUCUGCCACUUCGGUCUCGACAAGAGAACAUAGGUCAGGAAAAUACGGAAAAGGCAUUGUGGAUAUCAUUCGAAGAGCUCAAAACGAAGGAUUCACAACUUAUUAGGGAUAUAUUUACAAAUGAAAGGGCAAGGAUGAAGUACUGGGUAAUGCUAGCCCUGGCAUUCAGAAAUGCGGGACGAAUCGAACAAUUCGAGGAAAUUCUUACAGAAAUGGAGAAAAACUUGAAUGAAAAACAUAAAGGUGAGCCAAAUAUAUAG